AUGGUUUUCUGGAAUGGAACAGAUAUCGGGUUGGCAGUCAUUGGUGGUGCUCUUAUAGGCAUCGCUACAUCGCUCCACUACGUAGUAAAAGGCAGAGUGACUGGAUUCAGUGGAAUUUUAUACAGCAUCGCCACCUAUGACCUUCCAUCAUUUUUUUGGAAGGUUUCCUUGAUGAUGGGCGUGAUAAUGGCCUCAAGUAUUUUUUACUUAGCAUUUGGGUACGAAUAAAUUAUAUUUUUAUAGUACAGAAAAAGCAAUUAUUGAUGGAGGCACUCAUGCCUAUGAUGACUUAUCAGUUCUAACUUAAAUCGGAUGGGGAGGAGCAAUCGUAGCUGGAUUUUGUGUGGGAUUCGGUACUAAAAUGGGCAACGGAUGCACAAGUGGCCACGGUGUAUGUGGAUUACCAAGGUUGGCUCCGAGAUCAAUUGUUGCAGUCUGUUGUUUUAUGGGAAUGGGGAUGCUGACCGCCUCAAUUAAAGAAAACUUUAGUAUUCAUAUAAAGCUAAUUUUAAGUUCCGUUGGAACAUCCAGAACCAAUUGAUUAUGAUCAUGAAGCUUGUGCCAUAACAACAUUAGUUUUAAGUUUUGUAAUCAUCCUCGUUAUGGCUGGAUUUUAAUUCGUCAAGAAAAGGGAAUUAAUGCUUGACUUAGCCAUAGCAACAGUAGUCGGAUUUAUUUUUGGAUUAGGCUUGGCAAUAUCUGGUAUGGUGAAAAGAAGCAAAAUUAUUGGAUUCCUAGCAAUAAAUGAAAGAUGGGAUCGUAAUAUUAUAGUGUAUAUUGUUAGCUACUCUCAUUUUUGUGAUGGUCACUCCAGUAGUCAUUAAUUUCUUUGCUUUUAGAGCCAAAGAGAAACCAUAUUUGAAUAAAAAAUAUGAAAUUCCAACCAAUAAUGUCAUAGAUUGGAAACUCGUAUGUGGAGCUAUGAUAUUUGGAUUUGGAUGGGGAGUAGGUGGAUUCUGUCCUGGCCCUGCAUUUGCACUUUUCCCAUAAUUCACAGUCCAUAUCAAUGUUUUAUUUAUGUUAACUCUUGUUAUGGGACAAUUAUCAGCUAAUUACUUUGUGAAAUGGGUGGAUGAGAGAAAGAAAUAUGAUCAAAUUAAGCCUCAACCUGAAUAAUAAUCAAAAGAACAAUAGCAAAAGGAUCAAAUACCAGAUAUAUCUAAAUAAUAACUUGCAGAAACCCCAAGCGAUAGAAAGAAUGAUGCUCCAGACAAUACUGCAAAAAUAAAUUGA
This is a messenger RNA of Paramecium octaurelia, 1233 nucleotides long. NCBI's taxonomy places the organism in Eukaryota, Ciliophora, Oligohymenophorea, Peniculida, Parameciidae. The record is from the annotation of a GenBank genome assembly.